Molecule: messenger RNA, 2039 nt
Organism: Molossus molossus (Pallas's mastiff bat)
Lineage: Eukaryota; Metazoa; Chordata; Mammalia; Chiroptera; Molossidae
Gene: GAL3ST4
Product: galactose-3-O-sulfotransferase 4
Biological process (GO): glycolipid biosynthetic process
Cellular component (GO): membrane
Molecular function (GO): galactosylceramide sulfotransferase activity
Source: RefSeq, a predicted model, not a curated record
AUGCAGGGAGGGAGAAACCUAGAGACUUCAUCAGAGCUGAAGCAGCUGCAGGGACUGGCCAGACAAAGGGAGGGAGAGGGGAGGAGCCUGGGCGCUGAGAAAGUUUAUGGGGAAAGUUUAGCAGAGCAAGGAACCAGGCGGGCGGUGGCUGGGGAAGGCCAGACCCUGAUUACCCUGCUGCUCUUCAGAGGCUUGACUCAACCAGGGCUGCAUACAGGCCUGGGGAAUGACCCCGAUCUCAAACCUGUGCCUUCUGCGGCUGCACGGCUAUCUCAAGCUGUCUCUGCCUCUGUGCCUGGCCUGCCCUGUCACCCUUCCCUGUGCCACAUGGGCCCUCUGUCUCCUACCAGGACCAUGCGCCUCUGGGGGCCUCGGAGCCUGGGGGUGGCUUUGGGAGUCUUCAUGACCAUCGGAUUUGCUCUCCAGCUCUGGGGGGGGCCCUUCCAGAGGAGGUUACCUGGGCUGCAGCUCCGACAGCCCUGGGUCCCAUCCCCAGGACCAGCUGUUCCAUCCUGUCCUCCUCGGCAGCGACUGGUGUUCCUGAAGACACAUAAAUCUGGGAGCAGCUCUGUGCUGAGCCUGCUUCAUCGCUAUGGGGACCAACGUGGGCUGCGCUUUGCCCUCCCUGCCCGCUACCAGUUUGGCUACCCAAGGCUUUUCCAGGCCUCUUGGGUCAAAGGCUACCACCCUCAGGGUGGAGACACCCAGCCCCCCUUCCACAUCCUCUGUCAUCACAUGAGGUUCAACCUGAAAGAGGUACUUCAGGUCAUGCCUUCUGACAGCUUCUUCUUUUCCAUUGUCCGAGACCCAGCAGCUCUGGCCCGCUCUGCCUUCUCCUACUAUAAAUCCACCUCAUCGGCCUUCCGCAAGGCGCCUUCCUUGGCCGCCUUCCUAGCUAAUCCUCGUGCCUUCUACCGACCUGGGGCCCGUGGGGACCACUAUGCACGAAACUUGCUAUGGUUCGACUUUGGUCUCCCUUUUCCCCCAGAGAUGAGGACCAAGAGAGGAUAUCCUCAUCCCCUCAGAGAUCCCAACCCUCCUGAGCUGCAUGUCCUGCCUUCUGGCACUGGCUCUCGAGCCCAUACCCUGGAUCCCAAUACUCUCUUUCAUCCUGCUCCCUUUGCUGCUGAUGGUCACAGCCAGUUAUCCCACUCUGCUGCUUUAGAUUUGGGGUCUUCGUCCUUCAUCCAGUGGAGUCUGGCCUGGCUAGAUUCUGUCUUUGACUUGGUCUUGGUGGCUGAGUACUUUGACGAGUCACUGGUUCUGCUGGCAGAUGCCCUAUGCUGGGGUCUAGAUGAUGUGGUGGGUUUCAUGCACAAUGCCCAGGCUGGAAGUGAGCAGGGCAGAAGUGCUGUCAGCAAUGGUGGACUUACCGCUGAGGACAGGCAGCUAACUGCACAGGCUCGAGUCUGGAACAAUCUGGACUGGGCUCUUUAUGUUCAUUUCAACAGCAGUCUGUGGGCACGGAUAAAGCAAUACGGCCAGAGUCGGCUAGAGAGUGCAGUGGCGGAGCUCCGGGCUCGCCGAGAGGCCCUGGCUAAACAUUGUCUGCUGGGGGGUGAGGCUUUAGACCCCAAAUACAUCACUGACCACCGGUUCCGCCCUUUCCAGUUUGGGUCAGGUAAGGUUUUGGGCUAUGCACUUCGGAGUGGACUGAGCCUCCAAGACCAGGAAGAGUGUGAGCGCCUGGCUACUCCGGAGCUACAGUACAAGGACAAGCUAGAUGCCAAGCAGUUCCCUCCAAAAGUGUCUCUGCCCCUCAAGACUUCAAAGCUACUCUCCCCUUAGGCAUUAGAUCACUGAGUCUUAGGUUAAAGAACAGCUAAGCUACAAGACAUAUAUGAUGGGUGUGGGGCAGCCAGAUGACAUUUCUGCUUCCCGCAGAAAGCAAGUCUGCUCCCUAAGGAUGAAUGGAACUUUGCACGGAUGAGGGCCCAAAGUCCUCCAGGCUGUGCUAUGGAAUCCAGUCCAUCAGCUCCUAGCAGCACUCCUAUACCCUCGAUUACCCCUCCUCCUUUCCAGCCUCCUGGCAGGUUCAU